AUGGUGGAAGAGACUUUGGCAUGGGUGCAAGUUGAGUGUUAUGGGAAGAAAUCAGAUGUGUCUGAACUUACCAGCCUUGUUGUGUUUUCAAAGUGGAAGAAGGGAGCUGAUGAGGAACACCAGCAAAAUGUGGCAGCGGCAGCAGCAGCAGUGGUCAGGCCCUGGCCCCAUGCUGAAGAGCGGGGAGAUGGGAUGCCAAGGCGCCGGAGGAACAUGGGAAACAGGAUGAUGGCCCAGAGGAGAGCGCAGCAGGUGGAAGACUGGGUGGAAGAGGAGGAUGAUGCUGAGGAGGUGCCAGAAUUUCAGGUGUCUGGGAAAAUUGGAGCAAAGAAGCAGAGGAAAUUAGAAGAGAAACAAGCCAGAAAAGCACAGAGAGAGGCUGAAGAAGCAGAGCGAGAAGAACGGAAAAAACUUGAGUCAAAAAGAGAGGAGGAAAGGCGGAAAGAAGAGGAGAGAAUACGUCUUGAGGAAGAACGACAGGAGGAGGAAAAAAGGAAAGCAAAGGAAGAGGAGGAGAAGAGAGAGUAUGAAGAAUACCUGAAGCUGAAGGAGAGUUUUGUAGUUGAAGAGGAAGGGGUUGAAGAAUCAAUGACAGAGGAAGAGUCUCGCAGCUUUCUAAUGGAAUUUCUCCAAUAUGUUAAGAAAACAAAGGUAAUCCAGCUGGAGGACUUGGCUUCACAUUUGGGUUUACGAACACAGGAUGCAAUUAACAGAAUCCAGGACCUGAUGGCAGAUGGCACUCUAACAGGUGUGAUUGAUGACAGAGGAAAGUUCAUCUACAUCACUCCAGAGGAGAUGGCUGCUGUGGCUCAGUAUAUCAAACAGAGAGGACGAGUCUCCAUCGCAGAGCUGGCCCAAGCAAGCAAUUCCCUGAUCAACCUCCAGCCUGACAGCCAAGCUGUUGCUCCAACUGUGGCAUGAAAUUACGGUGUGAGAAAAAUACAGCAGGAGUUUAACCUUUUAACGAAUAAGCCACGUAAUUAAAAACAAACAAGAACCUCUCUAGUCCAUUCAUGGUGCUUGAAGAUAG
This is a messenger RNA of Haliaeetus leucocephalus (bald eagle), 1030 nucleotides long. It is a transcript of the gene DDRGK1, whose product is annotated as DDRGK domain containing 1. The transcript has 9 exons. Lineage: Eukaryota; Metazoa; Chordata; Aves; Accipitriformes; Accipitridae. The record is from RefSeq and is a predicted model, not a curated record. Bases 1 to 921 code for a protein of 306 amino acids.